AUGAACGACAGGGACCACUCUGCCGCCCACGACGACCCAGCCAGUUUCCAGGAGCAUCUCCCUCGCUACUUCGCAAAGUCAGGACACAUCGACGCCGACCCCAAGAAGACAAAGAAGGACGGUGGCGGCAAAGGCAACUGGGGCCGCUCCGGAGACGAAGUACAUGACUACGGAUACACAUUCACCAACUCUCGCCGUCGGUCCAACAGCAGUACCCAUGGUCUCGCUGACUUCAAGACCAAGUUCGAGACACACGAGCCCGAACCCGUCUUUGAAGAAGAAACACAGGAGGAAGAUGGUCAGAUGAAUGGUGCUAACCUUGCUCGCACCGAUUCCAGCUCCAGCGGAGAGGCUCGAAAGUCGUCAUAA
Messenger RNA from Trichophyton verrucosum HKI 0517, 369 nucleotides. RefSeq lists its product as uncharacterized. The transcript has 2 exons. The record is from RefSeq and is a predicted model, not a curated record. The coding region runs from base 1 to 369 and encodes 122 amino acids. NCBI's taxonomy places the organism in Eukaryota, Fungi, Ascomycota, Eurotiomycetes, Onygenales, Arthrodermataceae.